This is a messenger RNA of Trichoderma citrinoviride, 1464 nucleotides long. Its product is annotated as FAD-binding domain-containing protein. Gene Ontology annotation, molecular function: FAD binding. The transcript has a single exon. The record is from RefSeq and is a predicted model, not a curated record. The coding region runs from base 1 to 1464 and encodes 487 amino acids. NCBI's taxonomy places the organism in Eukaryota, Fungi, Ascomycota, Sordariomycetes, Hypocreales, Hypocreaceae.
AUGACAACCUCAACCUUCAAAGACACAAACCUCCUCACCUUCCCCCACACAAUCCCCGACCCCCAGGAAUCCGCUCCAGCCCUCCUCUCCCGCUGGUCAGACACCCUCGUCGACUCCCCCCCGGCCCUCAUCGCCGUCCCAAACACAGAGCAGGACGUCGUCUCGGCCAUCGCCUUCGCCCGCAGCAACAACCUCGUCGUCCUCGCCACCGGAGGCCGCCAUGGAUCCGGCAUCCCCAUCACCCCCAGGACGCUCUACCUGGACCUGAGAAACCUCAACGCGAUCCAGCUCGACGUCCUCAAAGAGCAAGUCACCAUAGGAGGCGGCGUCCUCACGGGUGAUUUGAUACGGCACCUCGCCGAGGAAGGCUACUUCACCGCCGUCGUCAACUCAAACGCAGUCGGCGUCGUCGGCAGCUUCCUCGGCGGCGGCAACACCUCCGUCAACGGCCUCGUGGGCUGGAUGGCCGACAGCGUCGUCUCCCUCCGCAUCGUCACCGCCGCGGGAGACGUCCUCGAGGUCGGCUCCUCCUCCUCCACCGGCGAAGAAGAGCGCGCCCUCUUCAACGCCCUCUGCGGCGCCGGCCACGGGCUCUGCGUCGUCGUCAGCGCCACCAUGCGCGUCUAUCCCCUCAGCUCCCUCGGGCUCUCCCCGACCAGCAGCGAGGACCCCACGCCCAGCAUCUGGAACCGGACAGUCAUCCUGCCCCCUGACGCCAUCGACUCCGUCGUCAACACCUUCCUCGCCUUCGUGCCCCCUCCAGAACCCAUGAACAUGAUCCUCGCCUUCUCCCGCGGGCCCCCGGGCUCCCCCCUGGCGGGGAAGCCCAUCCUCGUCCUCACAAGCACAUACUACGGCCCGGCCAAGGACGCCGAGGACUCCCCCGCAGGCGCAUCCCUCCGCCGCCCGUCCCUCGCCUCCAAGGCUCUCAAGACAGACACCACCCAGGUCCCCUUCCCCCGCGUCAACGCCGGCGUCGAGGCCCUCAACGCCCACGGCGGCCUGAAAACCAUGUUCUCCGCCCGAAUCGGCCGCCUCUCUUCGCAGGCCCUCAAGGACGCCUACGCCCGUUAUGUUGCCGAGACGGAUCGCUACCCCGACGCCCCUCGCACCGCCAUCAUGUUCCAUAGCUUCAACCCCCGCAAGUCUGCUGAGCUCAAUGCGACGCCGGAGGGCGCGGGCAAGUUCCUCGAAGGCCGCGACAGAGGCAUCUGCAUCGUCGGGGUGUCGUGGUGUCAGGAGCCUGCCACCCAGGAAGCACUCGCUGUAUUCUUCGACGAGACUCUGGCGAGUUUGCAAAAGGCCGAUGAAGAAGACGGUCGUGGCCCUUGGACCUUUCCGGGAACGUUUAAAUUCCUCCCUGAAAGACGGAACCUGCUUUCCAGGGACAAGCUGGCUGAGCUUGAUCGGCUACAUGCCAAGUGGAAUGGCGAUGGACUAUUUUGGAAUCCGUAUAAGGCGUAA